CGAGUUGAUACCUUCAAAAUUAUGUUUCACUACAGGUAAAACUUCUUUUUAACUUUCAUUUAAUAUCUUUGCCCUUUCUUUCUUCAACAGAGUUUAGAAGAAAACGGUGGAGCAGUGAACGCUCCUCCACACUGCGUACUGAUGACGCUCAGAUAAUCGGCAGAAAGCGUCCUCUGACUCAACGCUGGUUUGGGACGCAGAUAACUUUAGUUUUCCCUCUGAAAUGAAUGCAUCAACUUGAAAACCCGAAAACCCAUGUUCUUGGCACGGAACCAUGGCAGAAACAGAGGAACUGCAGCAGAUUUCCAUGUGGUUCAGUGAAGAAGGACUUUCUCCUGAUGCGUCUUCAGAGGCUCAGCUGUGUUUCUUGUGGCGUUCUUUCCAGCGGACAACCAGUCACCUGAGCGCCGUGUCUAAAGAUCUGGAAGCACACCGCUCACAGCACUCAGCAGAGCUGGCUGAAGUGCGGAAGUCGCUGGAGCAGAUCCGGAUUUUUACCGAGCAAAAAAAAGAGUUGGCUCAAGAAAUACAAGACGAGAACGAUGAGCUCAGGGAGCAGCUGCAGCUUUUCAUGUCCCACCAAGAUGCUCAAAUGAGCGAAGUGGCCAAAAUGCUUUACAAUGAGGGGCUCACAGAGCUGAUUCCCAGCAGCCCCAGUGAGCAGUUGGCGUACCUCUUGGUGGAAAGGGCUUCCCUGCUUGGGAAAAGUGAGGAUCCCGACAAGCUGACAGUUGAUGGAAAGCCAAGCAAUUCAGUUGAGGCAGAAGCAUUAAGGGUUUGCCAGUCUAACCACAAGAGGGCACCUCAUCAUUUGCAGAACAAGUGGAAGAAGAUAUUUGGAUUCCAGAAGGGUCCACAGAGCAAACAUAUUAUUUCUGAGGAGAACAGACCAUUGACUGGUCAGGACAGCAGUUUGGAGAAGGAGUGUUGCCGCCUGGAGCGGGACCUGGAGGAGGGUUCUCGCAGGCUGGCCAUGGCCCACAAUGAGAUCAGGCGUUUGACUGACCAGCUGGAGUCGGCCCAUUUUACUCAAAGACUGUAUGAACCUGAACUGGAGUCGGCACAGAAGGAGGUGGAGCAGCUCAGAUAUGAGGUGGAAAAACUGAAAAAAUAUGAAAUGGUGGAACUGCGUAAGGCAAAAGAGCUUAAUGACCGCCUGGACCUUGAGAUCAGGACCUUGAGGAACAGGGUCCGCUCUCUAGAUGCUGAAAAACGCUCUCUGCAGCAGACUGUUGCAUCUUUGCAAGGAGAGUUGAGAAGAGAUGAAAAUUCCCUGCAGGACCAGGAGGACACAGAAAUGCUUGAAAUUGAAAGAUUGGAACCGGCAAAAUGUGGCAGAAUAUUCACUAGAGACAAACCAACAGGCCCAACACAGCAGCUGAUGGACAAGGAGAAAACUCCUGUGGAUAAAGGCAACCUGGCUCUUAUUUUGGCUAAAAUCUGCUCUAAAGAAAGCCACCUCCAGCAUCAAAGGCACCUUCAGGAAAAAAGGCAAGUUUCACAUCCAGAUAAAAGCGUCAUGAUUCAAGAAGACACUACCUCAAAGACAGAGAAUAAAGAAGUCCAGACAGAUCUGUGCCAAGAGAACGCUCAAUCCAAGGUGUGUCCUAACUGUCAAGUUGAGUGUGAAACCCUGAAGAAGGAGAUUUGUGAAACUCUUCAGUGCCUUGAUAAACAGAGGAGUAAAUACCACACCGCCAGAGAAAAACAUAAAGAGAGGCUACGUCUCGCCAAACAGGUUUUUGAUGACGAAACCAAGUGGCGUGAUGAAAGGAUAAAGAGUCUGGAGCACGACUUAUCAUUAUGCAGCCACUCACUAGCAAAGGAGAGAGAAUUUGUUUUGUGCAUCAGUUUGCAAAACGAGAAGCUGCUUGUUGAAAAGAGGGAACUGUUGGAAGAGCUCACUGAAGAGGAACACAAGAAAAACACUAAACUAACAGCUGCUUUGUCCAAAAGCAGGGUGGAUUUUUUAGAAAUGGAAAACAAAGAAAUGGGGCACAGAAUUGCGCACCCGUCCAAUCACCUGGAACGCAGCCUGCAGACCUCGCAGCCUCUGCACCCCACAGGGGAACCACGUAAAACAAGCCAACAGAUUCCCGCAUCCCUUCCGGAGUUCGCAUUAAGGGUGAUGCCAUCUGAAGUCUGAGAAUCAAGACUUAUCAGACAGCACACAGGCUACUACCGCCAAGCAGACAGACACGACUGCAUCUUCUCACCGUCCUACUGCGGAGCUUAGCUACCUGAAUGUGACAAUCAUGCAGAGAUUUUCUGACCUCCCCAAUCCCCCCUAAGGACCGUUCACACUGCCCUCAGGAACGCGCGUUCAAGCUACCUCUUCUAAUGAAAAGUGUAUGUAAUCGUGUGUAAAUGCCCAUUUUGGGCUUCCACAUACAAAAUUCUUGCGUUUAAAACUCGCUGCUCAAGUUUCUGUGACGGUUUUCAGGUUGUACGUACAAAACACACAGCCAUUGAACACACGUUGAAAGUUAAGCCAGGUGAACUUUGACCAUCCGGGACUUUGAUCUGGCAGUGACAUAUGAUCUGUUUGAAAACUGAUCAUGGAGGAAAAAUGAAUAAUUGUGGUUUGAGUCCGGCUGCAGUUGUAUGACACCAAGCCCUUCAUAUAUCAGAAUAGAGCUGUAAAAGAAAAAACCUGGAGGAAGAUUCACGAGAUUUGCACCACUUGGACAUUUCACACCAAGUGCGCUAUGAGCGCAGCAUAUAAAUGUUGUGUGUUAUUGCACAGAGACCCGGUUAUUGCACAGAAGUCAGUUAUUGCACAUAUAUGUAAUAGUCAGUAAUUUAGCAUUGUAAAAAGUCAGAGUGAGGUUAAGUUGGUGGAAGUGUGCGUGUUCCGUAUGGUAAUUGCCUGUGUGAAAAAGCUGUUCCUUAGUCUGUUUGUCCUGGUUCUGAUGGACCUGUACCUCCUUCCAGAGGGCAGCAGGUCGAAUAGAGGGAAAGCAGGAUGGGUGGAGUCAGUGAUGAUGUUAGUCACCCUGCUGAGGCAGCGGGACUGGUAGAUGUCCUUCAGUGAGGGGAGAGGACAGCCGAUGAUCCUCUACACUGUCUUUACCACUCUCUGGAGGCUCUGCGGUUCUGCUUCAGUGCAGUGGGAGAACCACACUGUGAUGCAGUAGUACAGGAUGCUCUCGAUGGUUGAGCAGUAGAAGGUUACCAGCAUCACAUCCCCGGUGUGAACGUAGCAUGAGGCAACUGGGAAAUUGGGCUUUUUUCAUCUGCCAUGAGAAUAGAUUACAACGUUUUUUUUCAACUUCCUCCGCCUGCAUGCUACAUGUUUUCUGCAGGACGGUGAGCUGAUUAUGGUGUUUUAGAAAGGUACCACGAAAAAACAUGCAGGCUGCUUAGCUUAGAAUUCCACUGUUCUGCUCUGUACAGAUUAUAUGAACUGUUUUAAUCAAUAAUUGUAAAAACAAAAAAAUAAACAGGUAAAAAUAAACAUUUUAUUUAUUGAAGAAAACUGUUAAAAUGAGCUAAGAGUAAUGGUUGACUCAUUUUCAUUGAAAUGGAAUGGGCAUGGUAAAAAAAAUUCACACUUUGGUGUUGAACAGAUGUUGUGUUUACCUGCUUGUAAAAAAAGUGUUCUUUGUUAGGAAUAAAAAUUAAUCAAUUCUUACCAAUAU
Messenger RNA from Oryzias latipes (Japanese medaka), 3641 nucleotides. RefSeq lists its product as uncharacterized. Lineage: Eukaryota; Metazoa; Chordata; Actinopteri; Beloniformes; Adrianichthyidae. The record is from RefSeq and is a predicted model, not a curated record.